Podarcis muralis (Common wall lizard) is the source of this 877-nucleotide messenger RNA. Lineage: Eukaryota; Metazoa; Chordata; Lepidosauria; Squamata; Lacertidae. The record is from RefSeq and is a predicted model, not a curated record.
UUAGCGGAGUCUGUAACCUGAAGCGUAUGUAACCCGAGGUACCACUGCACAACAACAAACACACAAUUAAAAAGCAAUCCAAAGCAAUGAAAGGACAACCAAGGCUUCUCAACAAAAUGUUAAGCAAUUGCAGAGGCCUGUCUGUCUUUUUAAAAAGAAGGCCCCAUCAGCCUUGAGUUCAUGAAUCAUUUACAGCAAGGGGAACAGCCAGUGACUGAAAACUGAGAAAGUAAAACUUAACUGGGACUUUGGCAGGUAUGGCUGUUUCUGGUGGUCCCGUCCAGAGUCUGUGCGAUGAAGCUACUUGCUCCAUCUGCCUGGAAUAUUUCAAGGAUCCAGUGACCAUCCCAGAGUGUGGGCACAACUUCUGCCGAUCUUGCUUGGUCCAGUGCUGGGGGAAACUGGAGGCAGAGGCUUCCUGCCCACAGUGCAGAAUAACUGUCCAGCCAAGGAGCCUCAUCUCCAACCGGCAACUGGCCAACGCGGUAGAAAUAGCCAAGAAGCUCAGCCUUCCCCUUCAGGAAGGGAAGGUCUGUGAGAAGCACCAGGAGACCCUGAAACUCUUCUGCAAAGUCGAUGCGACCCUCAUCUGUGUGGUUUGUGACAGAUCCAAGGAACAUGAAAACCACAAGGUGAUUCCUCUGGAGGAGGCCUCUGAAGAGUACAAGAGACUGAUCUGCAGUCGCCUGGAGACGCUGAGGAGAGAGAGAGAAAAAAUGCUGGCCUAUCAAGCAGACCUGGAAAAGCAAAGCCAAGACCUUCAAAUGUCACUCUGAACCCAGACACAGCCCAUCCCAAACUCAUCCUGUCCGAGGAUCGGAAAAGCGUGAGAUGGGGAGACAAAAAGCAAGCCCUGCCUGACAAUCCUGAGAGAUUC